Messenger RNA from Archocentrus centrarchus (flier cichlid), 6777 nucleotides. RefSeq names its product RING finger protein 150-like. Lineage: Eukaryota; Metazoa; Chordata; Actinopteri; Cichliformes; Cichlidae. Bases 452 to 1780 code for a protein of 442 amino acids. The transcript has 6 exons. The record is from RefSeq and is a predicted model, not a curated record.
AACAAUGCAGCCACGCUGGCCUUCUGCUGCUGCUAGCAGCUUUAAAUAUCUAACAAAUUAUUAACCUCUCCGUGCACUCAGCCCGCCGCCUGGUGUUUCUCCUCAGCGGGGUGACGUCCCGUCACUCCUGCGGUGAAUUCUCCCCCCGCUGUGCGCAUUCAUGCGUUUUUACGUGAGUGUUUCUCGGUGAGUUUACGGUGACGGCUGGAAAUGGAGACGGCUAACAGGCGUCUGCUGCUAGGUAGCCUGAGAGCGGCGGAGGGGAGCGGCUAAAUAAAACCAAAACAAAUACAGAUAUUUUUUCCCCGUAAAAAGGGGAGUGUAAACGCGAUACCUACGCCCCCGGAUAUUUUGCGUUUUAGCAUGGUGGAGUAGGAGGCUCCAGCGUUGACGCUAUCGGGCUCCUCCGACCUACCGACGCUCAGCUCGUUCUCACUCCGGGAAGCUCGUCAUGGCCCCGGGCUCGCUGGUGGCGGCCUGCCGCAGCCUGGCCCUCUCUACGUGGCUGCUCUCCUUCUGCUUUGUCCACCUGCUGUGCCUGGACUUCACCGUGGCCGAGAGGGAGGAGUGGUACACCGCCUUCGUCAACAUCACCUACGUGGACCCGGCCACCUCGGAGCUGCGCACCGAGAAGACGGAGUGCGGACGCUACGGCGAACAGUCCCCGAAGCGGGACACAAAGGGGCUGGUGGUCCUGCCCGCAGCACCGCUAGACCGCCACGCCUGCGACCCCAACACCCGCUUCGCAGUACCCGCUCAGGCCGGGGCCUGGGUGGCGCUCAUUGCCCGGGGCAACUGCACCUACAAGGAAAAGAUCCGCAACGCUGCAGCCCACAACGCCUCGGCGGUGGUCAUCUUUAACGUGGGCUCCACCAAUGCUAACGACACCAUCACCAUGCCCCACGCAGGUGUGGGUGAGGUGGUCGCCAUCAUGAUCCCAGAGCCGAAAGGUCGCGAGAUCGUUUCACUGCUGGAGCGAAAUGUGACGGUCACCAUGACGAUCACCAUCGGGACGAGGAACCUGCAGAAGUACGUGAGCAGGACGUCGGUGGUGUUCGUGUCCAUCUCCUUCAUCGUGCUGAUGAUCAUCUCCCUCGCCUGGCUCGUCUUCUACUACAUCCAGAGGUUCAGAUACGCCAACGCGCGAGACAGGAACCAGCGGCGUCUUGGUGACGCGGCGAAGAAAGCCAUCAGUAAGCUUCAGGUUCGCACCAUCAGGAAGGGCGACCAGGAGACGGAGGCCGACUUCGACAACUGCGCCGUCUGCAUCGAGGGCUACAAGGCCAACGACGUGGUCCGCAUCCUGCCCUGCAGACAUUUGUUUCACAAGAGCUGUGUGGAUCCGUGGCUGCUGGACCAUCGCACAUGUCCCAUGUGCAAGAUGAACAUCCUGAAAGCUCUGGGCAUUGCUCUGAAUGCAGACUGUCUGGACGACUUGCCUCUGGACUAUGACCUGGACCUGGGCCGUGUGAGUGGUGUAGGCGGAGUCGGGGCCCUGGAGGCUGUGGUGUCCGGUGCAUCCAGUGACGGCACGCUAAGCGAGGGCGGCUCCUCAGUGGUGCUGGACCCCGGCGUCCGGCGAGUGGGGCUCCCGCAGGACUACCAGGACCCAGACACCCUCAGGGACAGCCCUGUGACCGCCACUACAGACACCCACACAGGUGAGCUUCAGCCCAUGGCGAGCAGCGCCUCGGUGGCAUCAUUCGUCAUCGCUGUGGAAACGGGUUUGUCAGAUGAGGAAGGGUCCUUGGAGCAGCCUCGGUUGGGGGACAAGUCCUGAGAGCAGCACAGCAGAACCAAACCAGAACCGGCCUAAACCAGGCCCUGAUCAGGUCUCAGACCCAACUCUUGUUUUUGAAAAAAAAAAAAAAAAAAAAAAAACCCACUCGACCUGAGUUAGGCCCAGGAUCUGGUUCCAAUUGGAAGCUAAACCCAGAGCCAGCACCAGGGUUCUACUGGGCUUUUCUCCUUGGAUAUGUGAUUCAAGAUUUCACCAAACCGACUUGUCUGGACUGCCCAAGGUGGACCAGACAUAGUGGAACUCAGUUAAGUGGGUGUUUUCCAGUGUGUUUGCCUCACCUCUUUCCUCGGUCCUUGGUAUAACCAGGAUUUUUCUCCAGUGCAACUCAUUCUGCAGAUGUCUCGACGAAAUCCUAGAAAUCCUCACUUUCUUUAAAAAAAAAAAAAAAAAACUGACUCUUUUCUUGGUGUCUUACCCACCAUCCUGACAAGCUUCCAGUAUAAAUCCAGUCCUUCAGUUCAAAUACCGCCAAAUUUUUCGAGGAAUUUUUUUUUUUUUUUUUUUUUUUUCUGUUCCCUUAACUUGAAGGACUUUCGAGCAGCGGCAGGUUGUAUUUCUGUGAGCGAUGCAGACUGUGAAUAUACAUUAUGGUUUUGUUCUGUAACUUUUCUCUGGAUCUCUUGGAAUAUUCUGUUACCAGGUUUUCCCAGAUAGGAAAGCACAACAGCUAAACCAGUCAUGAUGGGCUGCUCGCUUCCCUUCUAGGUCUGGAUUAUCGGUAAACCUGUUAAUUCAGCUCAUUUUAAUUUGCCUGCCAACAAGGCAAGCCCUGUUUCUUCAUGUGUGUGAGGCAUCUGCGGUGGCUGACUUAUAUUUUGCAAUGGUAGACUUUUAUUUUGAAAAGACACACAAGCUACUCUGAGCAGUGGCUUUUUUCUGUCUGCUGGUGAUGGAAAGCAGUAGACUUGGCCAGGAAGUAUUACUACCAUAGUUUGAUUGCAGUAUUGAACAGCAACUACAUGGAGUAUUUUUUCCCCUCCUUUUCCCUGUCUGUGUUCUUCUUGGCUUCUUUAUCUUAACAACACUCUGACAGUAUUUAGUUUGGGUGCUGUCUGUCCACAGUUGGGUUUCCAAACAGGGUUCCUAUGUAUGACUGUAAGAGUGAUGACAUUUUGAAAAGUGUUCUUUGUAGUUUGCAAGGCUCCACAGAAAAUUAUAGGGUUGAACUAGUGUAGAGUUUCUGUAGAAAAAGUGCUUAUGGAGACCAGCUAAAGGGUAUGAAAACUCGCAACAAAUCAGCUUGGGUAUUCAGGUCAUUAGGAAAAAAUGGUUCUGAGACAUGCCAUCAUAAUGUAUCGGUCAUCUUUUGAAGUAUCUAAAAUACUUCCAGUGCUGAGCAGACACAUUUCUGUCAAUCCUGACAGAAAUGUUGACCUGAAAUAACAGUUUUAAACUGUCUGCAUGGCCAGAACCUGCAGCUUUUAUUCUCAAUGAAACACUCGAGGUGAACACGUCUGCCCUGGUCCGUUCUGUUCGCUCAGUUUCUGUAAAGUGGACAGAAAGACAGAAGAGGAGUCACAGAGUUCAGUCGUAUUUUGUAGCAGUGAGGGACGUGUUUUGGUCCACGUCAGAUAACGUUUUCCUGAUAGUCAUCAUACAGAAAGUCCAAUUAAUUUAUUUAUUAAAAGGGAUCUAAUGAAACCUUAGAUGUUAAACUAUUGCAGAUGGAAGUGGGAUAUUUUUGACAUACUUACUCAAACCCAUAACAACAAAAUGUAAGUGCAAUAAAGCUCAGUCUUGCGCGAUAGCAGUCAAAGGCAUUACUUUGGCCCACAUUGUGUCAAAUAAUGGUUUUAUUGGCAUAAGCCACUAGAAAAGUUUGAUUGUGGAACAGCUCAAGCUGUACCACCCAAAGUGCAUGAGAAGGGAAUAAGAGUAAAAGAUGUACAAACUCCAACACUGUUUGCUGUGUUCCUCUUAACUCGGAAGUUGGAGCUGGGAGUGAAGUCGCAUCCGACUUGAUCAUUUUCCAGUAGUAGUAGUUGGAAUAACAGGCUUGUUUUGCUCCCUAGGAGGGUAGAGUCACGCAGCCGUAAGCAGCAAUGCUUAGAGUACAACACAAUGUCUGUUAAGUGCUUAAAAAAAAAGCUGCAGCACAUUCUCGGAUAGAGGCUGAUGGUGGUUAUUUAGCAAGUCACAAAUGCACAACAGUGGCAGUAAAGAUUCCAAGUUCUCCAGUUACUGCUGUUUAUGUGCACUGCUGAUGUGACUUUUCCAACUUUCCGAGUGGAUAUCCGCCCUCAAAGCGAUGUUCCAACUGAAAAUUGCGAGUCUUCCGUUUCAGAUGGAAAGCAGCACGAGGCCGGUUCAUUGUGGCUUGUGGCAUUUGACGAACCCAUUCGUCUGAAACGGUAUUUGGAGUUUUGCACAUUUUGGAUCAACUCAGACUGUGAGAAAUUUUUGUUGCGAUAGUCUGAGAGGUAGAUCGUUGCUCGUUUGUGGAAUUAAUGGAGAAAUUCUAGCUAAUUGUAAAUUGAAAUGAGGUAUGAAAGACUGCCCAGCCUUUAGGCUACACAAUGGAAAGCCUUCCCUUGUCAUUCUUCCGUCGUCUUAACCUUCAAUAAGCAAACUUUCUGUGGUGGCAUCAACAUGCCACAUAAGAACCUUGUCUAUAGCCUUGCCUCGUUUUGUUGUUUGACUGUCCAGCCGUCUGUCCGUCUGCCCGUCUGCCUGACCACACGUGUCUGUUACCAUGGCCUCAUGCUGCCUUUUUUAUAGACACAUUUACCUUUAAACCCUGACAAUCAAGGAUCUGAUCCGUUACUUGCUAGUCAGGGAUCCUUUCUCUGAACUCUAGGAAACCUAAGAAGCGCUUUCAAAUCUGCAGUCUGCACGCCACACAGUAGGUGUUAGAUACAAUUAUUACUUCCACAAGUCAAGUAAACAUCACCACAUGCUGUGAAUAAAAGUACCCAGAAUAGAGAAACCCUGUCAGAGCUGUGGAAGGAGAUUUGUGGAAAUGCGUUUCACUUGGGAUGAAUUCGUCAGCUCAAAGCCGAACGUGUAAAUGAAUAAAAUGCAUAUUACAGCAGUUCACUUUGCCAUGUGGCGUCACUGUCGUUUUGUCGAACAAGUGCGCAGACUACGUAGGGCUGCGGUCACAUCGUGAUGUCGCCAGUGCCGUGAGCUUCCUGAAAAUGAGAGAGUUAAAAGAUUGUCGUCUAUUUUGAUACCAGAGGAGACGUUUAUUUUUGUAAAAAGACUGAUUUUUCUUCCCAUCCCCCCAUCUACCCAUCGCCUGGAUGAUUCUCAGUGAUUGAGUUUUGGCCAGGCUGUUGAUUAUUUGUAUAAUUGUACAUACACCCAGUUUGCAAAGAUUGAUGCUAUAAGCCUGAACUGUUGUUAUAAGCUUGUCCUUAAAGGUUUUGGGCUUGAUUUCUCUUCAUAUAUUUUUUUUCUUUCUUAAAUGUAGCCCAAUGAAAGCUGAGAGAAACGAGGCCAAGGGGCAGGCUGGAAAACCAGCGCUGCACUGGUCCACCAGGCAGACUGGACCAUAAAACCUGCAGUACUCAAACAAGGUUAAAGGUUUAAGUGUUGCUUUUACUGUUUAUCUGUGUUCUGAAAUAAUAAACAGGAAAUGCAAUUUGGACUUUUCUGAAGAACAGUUGAGUUUUGGGAAAUUCAAGCAAAUACAGAUUUGUAACAGAAACAAUGUGUUGCUGUUUCCGGUCCUCCCAGCCUCUUUUUCUUUCAGACUUUCAAGAAAACAGAAUUUAUGUUAUGAGAUCCUCCUUUACUUCCAAGGCUUCACCUUUCCCGUGUCUUCACAGUUCAGUUUCAAUCCUGAGGAUUAGCCCACACUAAGAUUAGUUGCCAAGUAUCCUGUAAACACUAGCUAAUUGAAACACUGCUAGAAUGGUGGAGGGCUCAUUUGCUGGUAACACGUGGAGAUGACUGAUUUUGUAUGCCUUGUCCUGGCCAAUUUUCAGUGAGAAAUGUUUCAAUUAAAGUUGCUUUGUGUUGUAAGCUUUAACUGCGCAUUGACAUUUGCACUUUUCAUUCUCUUACUGUGUGAAUGCUGCCACAUAGUGGACGUGAACUGAACUCGACCCUCCUUUGAAUCACUUUCUCUUCUUUUCUUCUGCAAGCAGAGACCGAGGCUGCUGUGGCACGAUGUUCCCCCAGAGAACUUCUAAUAUAAUUCUAACAUAUGUGACCCGAUCUGGCAAAAUGAGCCGCAAGUCACGAGGGCUUAUUUUUAGACCAGUAGCGUGUUGCGGGUCAUUUCCAGGUUUAUGGGAUGUUCUUGGCAACAAGGGAAAGCAAAAUGAAUGAGCUCUUAUUGGCUCAAUAAGAGUACUCAAAUCAUGUAAGCAAUCUCUCCUUUGUUGCUAAAUGACCCGCAAUAUGUUAUUGGUGUAAGAAUUGGCCCUCGCGACUUCAUUUUGCCGGAUCAGGUCACAUGUUCUGAUAUAAUUGGGAGGGGGCAGGGGCUCACAAUGGAGCCCUAUGAAGCUGCGGCUAUAAAUGUCAAUUUUCUCAGAUCAUUUUUUCUUCAAAUUUUCAAUAUUGUGCAGGUCCAUUUUUUUUUAAAGGGUUUUAGUUGUGAAAUAUAUUUCAAAUAUCAGUGCAAUAUUUUUUUCUUUUAAGCAUUAGAACCUUCAGGACAUCAUGAGCUGCUUUAUGACAUCUGAAAUUUAGAUAACAGGAAGCACCAGCUGAGUUUCCAGCAGCACCCUCAAACCCUACACCCGUAUUUUGGAAAACGUUGCUUAUUCUUUUGUUUUUGUCCUUUUGUCCUCACGUAAACAGCAUUUUAUGUCACCGAAAGCUUUCAGAAACUCCAUUUCAGCAUUUACAUGUGGACAAGAAAAAUUUAGAUUUUGUCUCCUGACAUCGAAGGUGUGCACUUUAAAUUUCCUCUUUUGAUGUCAGACUGCCUGCCAUGUUUGUAGGCUCCUGAUUGGCCAACUGUUCUGUUGUUCUGUUCUGUUCUGUUGGUCCUUCAAAAGUGAGAGAAUAAAACUUUUUCAGGA